Molecule: messenger RNA, 941 nt
Organism: Phragmites australis (common reed)
Lineage: Eukaryota; Viridiplantae; Streptophyta; Magnoliopsida; Poales; Poaceae
Exons: 3
Coding region: 440-796 (118 amino acids)
Biological process (GO): translation
Cellular component (GO): cytosolic large ribosomal subunit
Molecular function (GO): 5S rRNA binding
Source: RefSeq, a predicted model, not a curated record
CAAAAGGUGAGCCGUCUGAUCAAGCUAGCAACGAAGGAGAUCGAGUAAAUAUGCAGUGUCCCAUUUCUUCUUCUUCCUCCUACCUCCGGUCAUCUCCUUCGGUGACAAACUAGGCGGAUGUCCCGCAAAACGGGUUCACCCCCCUAUAGAGCCUCGUCUCGUCCUUCUCGUAGAGAUCUGUAACCCCCUAGCACGACCCCAAAGAAGCUUCGGCGAGCCGCCGUAAAGACCUCCCUGUGGCUGGCGCCGGGCUAGCACGACCUCGAUCCGGGUGCUCCUCGCCUCCUCCAGAUCUAGACCAUGGCAAGGCGGCGGUGUUGGCCGGCACCAGCAGGUCCAGAGGCUCGAGGUGGUGCUGCUCACGCUAGCCAGCGCCGGGCCCGGGGACGGGGUCGCGCACCGGAAGUUCCUCACCGCCGACAGGAAGCAGCUCGGGGAGAUGCUCAAGCAGCCGCCCUACUUCCUCACCACCCCUGCCCGCCUCCAGGUCCGCGCGGGCGAGCGAUCCACCGCGGUUGUGCACUCCGGCACCAUCCUCCCCAUCAAGGAAUUGUCUAUGUUGUUGAUAUUUGGCAUACCAUGCACUGUAUGCAAUUUGUGCGGUCUUUGUGUGCAGUUGCAUAGAGAUGAAACUACAGGGAAUAUAUUGAACUUGGUAAUGGUGCAGGCAGAUGAGGGAACAAUGCUGAAGAUGAAUUUGCCUGUUGAGUUCAACGGGGUGGAUGCUUGCCCUGGAUUGAAGAAAGGUGGGCCGUCUGUCUUGCAGAAUAUGAAGAGAAAGAUGUGCUACGCUUAGUCCCUUACUGCGGUCACAAUUUUCACACGGCCUGUAUAAAGAUAUGUGGCUAGAGCUGAACUCAACCUGCCCAGUCUGUAGAAUCUGAUUGCGUGAUAACCCUGAUAGCAAACACACUGAGAAUAUCCAAAGCUUCAGUGAUGCA